AUGGAGAAAAAGAGGCUCAAUGAAUUGCCAGAUGAAUUGAUCUUGAAGAUAUUCUCGUUGCUUCCGAUGUUAAAAGAGACCUUAGCAACAAAUCUCAUAUCAAGACGAUGGUCGGAGGAAGAUCCUUGGAAACUGGUUUCUAAUGUCACGCUUAAUGAUGAUGAUAAUGAGAGUGUUAUGAGUUUUGUUUAUGGAUCUUUGUUUUCUAACGAUGCUCAAACCCUAGAAAGAUUGCAUCUCAAGCUUGUCCGAAGAAAAUCGGCUUCAAACAUCGAUUUUGUGGUCCAAGUCGCGGUUAAUCGAUCUGUGAGAAAGCUAAGAAUAGACUUGUCUGGAAGAAUCCUAGUGUUACCGAGAUGCUUGAGUACUUGCAAAACCCUAAAAUCAUUGAUACACUUCACCAGGUUUGACGUUGCGAUGUUUCCGGUUGCUCCUCCUACAUUUUAUCGGUCAUCACUAAAAAGUUUGCACCUUUUAUCGGUCGAAUUCUCCAGCGAUGAUUCUGUUGCGUAUCUUUUAAGAAAUUGCGAGGCUCUUGAAGAUUUGGUUAUAAACCGAACAGAAGAUGACAAUGUUAAGGUAUUCAAUAUCAAUGUGCCUACUUUGAGGAGUUUAUCUAUCAAUAACUCAAGAAGGAAACACGUUUACGUUGAGGAGGAUCUUGGGUUUGUGAUAAAUGCUCCUGCUUUGGAGAAACUGAACUUUAAGGACACGUGCAGUAACUUUUUCAUGUUUGAAGAUAUGCCUGAGGUGACCAAAGCGAAUAUCGAGGUUGUUUACAGUGACCAAUCUGAGAAGUUCAUAGGAUCUCUUACCUCAAUCCAACGUCUUUCUCUCUGUUCUUCAACUUCAAACACUCCAUAUCCUAGAGGCACUUUCUUCUUCUUUCUUAAACAUCUAGAGCUAUGUACAUGUACUGAAGGUUGGACGAAUCUGCUUGCUGGUAUACUCAAUAACGCUCCAAAAAUUCAAUCUCUUAAGCUUGAGUCAAAACAUAGUUGUCACCAUUACAAUGAUCUGAUGAACCCGUGGAUCGUACCAAAAGUUGUUCCUGAAUGUUUAUCGAAGCAUCUUGAGAUCUUGGAAUGGAAACAAUAUGAAGGCACAAAGCAAGAGAGGAAAGUGGGUGCGUACAUACUAGCAAACGCAACUUGUCUUAAGACGGGACAUUCUCAAUCUCAUCAAGAUGUAGGAGCAAAUAUGCGUCAGAGUUAA
This is a messenger RNA of Eutrema salsugineum, 1215 nucleotides long. Its product is annotated as putative FBD-associated F-box protein At5g56560. NCBI's taxonomy places the organism in Eukaryota, Viridiplantae, Streptophyta, Magnoliopsida, Brassicales, Brassicaceae. The record is from RefSeq and is a predicted model, not a curated record. The transcript is spliced from 3 exons. Gene Ontology annotation, molecular function: protein binding. The coding region runs from base 1 to 1215 and encodes 404 amino acids.